Cicer arietinum (chickpea) is the source of this 3190-nucleotide messenger RNA. Its product is annotated as probable serine/threonine-protein kinase At1g54610. Gene Ontology annotation, cellular component: nucleus; cyclin-dependent protein kinase holoenzyme complex. Gene Ontology annotation, biological process: positive regulation of transcription elongation by RNA polymerase II; protein phosphorylation. The record is from RefSeq and is a predicted model, not a curated record. NCBI's taxonomy places the organism in Eukaryota, Viridiplantae, Streptophyta, Magnoliopsida, Fabales, Fabaceae. Gene Ontology annotation, molecular function: ATP binding; RNA polymerase II CTD heptapeptide repeat kinase activity.
AAGAUCUAUGAGAGAGAGAGAAGAGAGAGAAAGAAGUCUUUUGACUGAGCAAACUUAGUCGGCAAAAACCGUCGUGUAAGCAUGACAUUCUUCUUUUUAAUUAUUUAUUUAUUUAGUUUAUUCAAUUUGAAUACGCGUUGAUUUUUACAACCAUAUCCAAUAUCCAAGGACUCAAUUUUUCUUUCUUGUUAAGUUUAUCGAACAUUCCAUAUUCGUUUUUUUUCCAUUAUUUUUUAUUAAUUAAUUAAUUCUAUAAUUUGUACUUCUCCUUUGGUAUCAUCAUUCGUCCAUUCAUCAACCCCUUCUUUUUAUUUUGUUGUUAAAAUUCCUCCUUUUUAAAUUUGUUGAUUAUUGUUAGUCUUACUGAAGAGUUAUAACUUCUAAGUUGCGUUUUUUUAUUAAAGUCGCUGACUUUUGAAUUGGGUCAAUUUCAAUUUUUUCAGAUACACACAUACAGUGUGGAUUUUUAUUUUCUGAAAGACACUAUUAUGAGAAAUUCCAAUUUUUUUUUUUGGGGAGGAAAAUGAAACAUGAAUUAUACUAUUAGUUAAUCAGUUUCAUAAAGUGGUUAUUAUUGGUAGAUAAUAUCAAUAUUGUAUAGUUGAAUUUGAAUAAUAUUCAAGGAGAUUAGUCUCUGCGGUUGCGUGUGGGAAUACCCGAUUUACACCAAAAAGAAAUAAUAGCUUGGUGCUGAAAAUGGGUUGCAUAAGUUCCAAGAGUUCAGCUGUGGAUGACAGCAAGGAAGGUUUGACAAAGGACUUGAGGUCAUCUAGCAAAAGAAUCUCUACGAUGAAGGUUUCAAGAUUGGAUAAGAAAAGGGCUGAUGGAGUUUUGGAGAAAGAUGAUAUUUUGGAUGGUAUUGGCAUGAAAGUUUCAUUGAUUGAUAAGGAGGCCAAUAAUGGUUCAGUGUGCUUGUAUGAUGAUCAGAGUGUGAAGAUGGAAAUGGAGAAACCUGAAUUGAAUGUGAAGAUGGAAAUGGAGAAACCUGAAUUGAAUGUGAAGAUGGAAAUGGAGAAACCUGAAUUGGGUGCUGUUGUUGUUGAUUGUCCUCCUGGUGUUGGAAGGGUUCCAAAGGCGUUAGAAGGAGAGCAAGUUGCAGCUGGAUGGCCAACUUGGCUUUCUUCUGUUGCUGGUGAAGCUAUCAAUGGAUGGAUUCCGCGGAGUGCAAAUACUUUUGAGAAGUUUGAUAAAAUUGGCGAAGGAACUUACAGCACUGUUUAUAAGGCACACGAUUUGAUUAACCAAAAGGUCGUUGCCUUGAAGCGGGUGCGCUUUGAUAGUCUUGAUCACGAGAGUGUCAAGUUUAUGACAAGGGAAAUCAUUUUUCUGCGUAGACUUGACCAUCCAAAUGUAAUUAAGUUGGAGGGUUUGAUAACAUCGCAGACGUCUCGCAGCUUGUACCUUGUUUUUGAAUAUAUGGAACACGAUCUUACAGGACUUGUGUCAGCACCUUACAUUAAGUUUUCUGAACCACAGAUUAAAUGCUACAUGCAGCAGCUUCUUAGUGGAUUGGAUCAUUGCCAUAGUCGUGGUGUUCUCCACCGUGAUAUAAAGGGCUCAAAUCUUCUCAUUGACAAUAAUGGCAUUUUAAAGAUUGCAGAUUUUGGUUUGGCUAACUUUUUUGACCCUCAUCAAAGUGUUAAAUUGACCAGCCGCGUAGUAACUCUGUGGUAUAGACCACCAGAACUUUUACUUGGAUCAUCAAAUUAUGGAGUUGCAGUGGAUAUGUGGAGCACUGGUUGCAUACUGGGUGAACUAUACUGUCGCAGGCCAAUAUUGCCUGGAAAAACAGAGGUUGAGCAAUUGCAUAAGAUUUUUAAACUUUGUGGAUCACCAUCUGUGGACUAUUGGCGUAAACUGCGGUUGCCCCAUUCUGCAGUAUUCAGGCCUCCACACCAUUAUAGGAACUGUCUUAAAGAUACAUUUAAAGAAUUUCCACCUGCUGCUGUUAGGCUUAUAGAGACCCUACUCUCUUUAGAUCCUACGCUUCGAGGAACAGCAGCUACUGCUCUAAAGAAUGAGUUCUUUUCAUUGGAACCUCGUGCUUGCGAUCCAUCAACUUUGCCAAAAUAUCCUCCUAGCAAAGAGAUCAACACUAAAAUGGGGGAAGGAUCAACAAAAAGGCAAGGAGCACUUAGAGGAAAGGAGCAAAGAGUUGGGCCACGAGUUAGACAAGAGAAAGAAUCUCAGUCAUUCGUCUUAUCCAAAGCCGAUGCUGACUCCCGCAUAUCAAUGCAGCGAGGGCAACACUUUCCGAAUAUGACAAGCCAGAAUGAAUUGUUCAACCUUCAUAGAGAACCUGUAUCCAGAUUUGUGGGUUCACCACACAAACAGUCAGAAGAUGCUAAAGAAAUGGUCAAUUAUUUCUCUGGGCCUCUUUAUCAGAGACCUUCACAUUCAGGUUUACUGGUUCCAGGUUCGGGUCUGCACAAAGUUGGAAACGAAGCUGCUGAGUGGCUGCCACAUGCUUCAAAUAAAGUCAACCUACCGAAACCAUCUAGGACUUCGUUGUCUGGAAAUCAAAAAGAAAAUCCAGCUCUCUCAAGGCCCCGAGAUACACUUCAAGCACACAAAUAUUUGGGGUUGAGUAAUGGCUCAGAGUCAAGAAGGCAGCAUGAUAAAAAACACCAUUCUCAGAUAAUUGAUAUCAUCCAAACAGAAAAUGGAAAGGACGGGCAUGCAUCUAGCGAAAACAAGAUCUAUAUGUCUGGUCCAUUACUGGUUUCAUCGAACAAUAUGGAUCAGAUGCUCAAAGAACACGAACGGAGGAUCCAAGAAUAUUCACGACGAGCCAGAAUUGAUAGGUCUAAAGGUGAAAGUAUGAUCACAGCAAAAUUAGGAUGAUUAGUAGUUAUUUAAAUACUUAUUUCUUAUUAUAUGUUAGAUACAUUUUUUUUUGACAAAAUUGUUUAUCUCCCAAUAUUUUAGAGGGAUGCGGGAAGUGUCUAUUCAUGCACACUUCUUUUGUAAAUAAAUUUUAGGUUUUUAUAUUAAGAAUUUUUUGUUCAAUCCAUUCUUUCUGAUAUACUAUCUCUUAAGUGUAAUGUGUAAGUAAUCUUGUAGAAAAUUUGAAUUAACUACCAAUCAUGGUUAGCACAGAUAGUUGGACUUUUUGCUCAAACCCAUUGGUAGGUUAUACAUAAAUUUCAUUGUAAAUUAUCAAUAAAGUUGGUGGUUCUCCUUGAUCUUA